UCACCCGCACUUAACAAAGGCAUCCGUCCCACUUGCAAUAUUUUUGUUUGGGGCGGGAUUAGUCACUAUAAAUUGACUCAACUCGGCUGCACUAUGCCAACCGCAUAAUCCGCCGUAAACCAGAAGCGAAUUGCAAGUGCCCAGCUGCGGAUCAAAAACGGCAGCCAGUGAAAAAGAAAAAAACAAAGAGAUUUCAGAGCCCAUAUGCCCAUUCACGCCGUAAUGGCCAAGCGCCUGCUGCCCCACCAACCGUCCUACGAGGGGGAGGCACCCGGACCGGAUGAGCUGGACAGUCCAGCCAUCGAGGCGGCGGCCCUCGACAUUCCCCCGCCAGAAUCUGAUAAGGCGCUCCAAAGGGGUGUCUGGGAGCGACCCACAACGAAUUCCGAGUAUAAGCCGCCCACCGAUGGGAGCACCGUGCUCCGCUUCGAUAUUCUGAUGGCGCACAUUAUGCCUCCCGAUGGCGAGGACGUGAAGAUCAAGCGAUUCGUAGUCUACGAGCUCACUGUAAGCCAGGAUGGCACCGCGGAGGACACUCAGCCGGCGAAAAUCGAGCGCCGCUACACGGACUUCCGGGAGCUUUAUCUGGGAUUAAAGCGGCAACAUCCGACGGAGCUGGCCAACAAGUAUUUUCCAUCAAAGGUGCUGAUGGGUAACUUUAAAUCCGAACUGAUUGGCGAACGAAGCGCGGCCUUCGAGGCUUUCCUCACAUAUGUUGCAAGUCAGUCGAAGCUUCGGGACUCGGAGGACUUCUUGCGCUUCCUGCAGCAUGAUGAACUGACCAGAGCGUGCCAGUUUUUAGAUGAACGACGCCACGAGAUGGCCAUACCCAUUCUGGAGAACUGUUUCCGGCUGCUGAACAAAAUCUACAUGAACAGAUCGCGACCGGUGCUCUUGAUUCUGUGUCGCCUGGUGGCGGCCUGCACCUCAUCACCAGUGCCUCAUCACGCAGCGGAGCGCUGGGCUCUAUUGGCACUCAGUCGCUUUGAGACGCUGUGCGAUAUCGACCUGCUGCCGCUCUACAUUCCACUGCUCCACACUUGCGCCCAUUUGUGGUGGCAGCGCGGCCAGGACCAAAAGCCGAUCACCGACCGACUGACUGACAUGUCCAAACAGGGCAUAAACACUGCGAACACCGAGAGCCUCAUGCAGGCCAUUCACAAGAUUGAUCCACGCACCGAAACCAUUUAAAGCGCAAUCUCCACCAGAAUUAGCACCCAUAAGUUCAGCGUUUUGUUCAGUAGAUUUUAGUCGUCAAGCGUAAAGUGCAAUUAGAGAACGUGUGCAAUUAGAUUUAAGGUGAAAGGAGUAUUUAUCAACCUUCAAGGUAGCAGCGAUUUUAAAUAACACUGUUUGCCCAAGUAGUUCGUUUAGGUAUUUUACAUAACAACCCAAGAAUCCUUAUUGAUGUCACAAAAAUUCAGUUUUUCAAAGAUCAAAUACCCGGCUCCCUAUGUGUUCGUUAUUUUUGUCAAAUUUAAAUGUAUUAUAUUUUAUUUUAAACUCCAGAUAAUUAACAUAAAGUUGGCCCUUGUUAAUAGCUAAAGGUAAUAUUGCGACUAAUUCGUAUCUGUAUCCUUAAUGUCCUACUUUGGUAACUUAAAGGUUAGUCUAAGCGUGUUUUGUUUCAUAUUACGUAUUGUUUGAUAUUGUGCAUUCGUCUCUGUAGUUUAUAGUGGGAGUUGUGAUAUAGCUUUGCACUCUUUUCCACCCAAAGUGAAUCACAAACGUACUAUUCAAAGUCCGUGACGCACAGUCUGCACAUCCAAGCCUAGAACUCCAUAUCAGCCUGAAAAAAACAUCAGACAUGUCAAACGCAGCUCCCAAAGUUAUUUAUUACAGCCCAACGCCUUGUGAUUGCUUUUUUCAAUGAAUAAAUAUUAUACUCAAAUGUUUUUCAAAGCAGAAAA
Molecule: messenger RNA, 1910 nt
Organism: Drosophila ficusphila
Lineage: Eukaryota; Metazoa; Arthropoda; Insecta; Diptera; Drosophilidae
Gene: Snx21
Product: sorting nexin-21
Exons: 4
Coding region: 205-1191 (328 amino acids)
Biological process (GO): protein transport
Cellular component (GO): early endosome membrane
Molecular function (GO): phosphatidylinositol phosphate binding
Source: RefSeq, a predicted model, not a curated record